AUGGCAUCACCACUCCGCACAGCGCGAUGGCUUCAUGCACUGAUGCUCAUAAGCCCCUUCAGCACGGCAUUGACGGCCAGCACCGGGGCAUGGAGAACCAGAUCGGUGUAUCAGACGAUGACUGACCGAUUUGCUCGCACGGAUGGGUCAACCACCGCGCCCUGCAACACGACCGCCGGUCUAUACUGCGGGGGCACCUGGCGCGGCAUGAUCGACCACCUGGACUACAUCGAGGGCAUGGGCUUCGACGCGGUGAUGAUCUCGCCGAUCAUCAAGAACGUCGAGGGGCGCGUCUCGUACGGGGAAGCCUACCACGGCUACUGGGCCGAAGACCUGUAUGCGCUGAACCCGCAUUUCGGGACAGAGCAGGAUCUCCUCGACCUGAGCGAGGCCCUCCACGCCCGCGGCAUGUACCUGAUGAUGGACACGGUCAUCAACAACAUGGCCUACCUCACGAACGGCCGCGACCCGGCCACCAGCAUCGACUACUCGAAGCUGCAGCCCUUCAACGAGGCCCGGUACUACCACCCGUACUGCCCAAUCACCGACUACAACGACUACCCGCUGGCGCAGCGGUGCUGGACGGGCGACGACAUCGUCGCCCUCCCAGACCUCAAAACCGAAGACCCGGACGUCCAGCGCAUGCUCAACCGCUGGAUCUCCGAGACCAUGGCCAAGUACUCGAUCGACGGGCUCCGGCUCGACGCCGCCAAACAUAUCACCCCGGCCUACCUGCGGGCCUUCCAGCAAGCGGCCAACGACUCGCUGGUGACCGGGGAGGUCUUCGACCGGUCCGUCGACACCAUCUGCAGCUACCAGGCCAACAACGAGCUGACCAGCGUCCCCAACUACCCGAUCUACUACGCGCUGCUCGACGCCUUCACGCUGGGCGAUACCACCGACCUCCCCAACCGCAUCGAGGAGAUGAAACACGCCUGCCCCAACGUGAGCACCCUGACCACCUUCUCCGAGAACCACGACGUUCCACGCUUCGCCAGCCUAAUCAACGAUCUAAACGUAAGCCCUCUUUCCCCUUUAACCCCAAUCCUCCUUUCCUCAAUCUUCCCCCCCCCUCACCCCCAAACUAACCCAUCCCGCAAGCUCGCAAAAAACAUCCUAACAUUCACCCUCCUCUACGACGGCAUCCCAAUGAUCUACCAGGGCCAAGAACAGCACCUGAGCGGUGCGCACGACCCCCAGAACCGCGAAGCCCUGUGGCUGACGGGAUACGCCACCACGCCUGAGGCCGCGCCGCUGUACACGCACAUCGCGACGCUCAACGCGCUGCGCCGCCACGCCAUCCGCCUCGACGCGGCCUACGUCGACACCCUCACCUACCCGCUGUACCGCGGGUCCAGCGAGAUGGGGUUCCGGAAGGGCCGCGAGGACCGCCCGGUGGUGAUGGUGCUGUCGACGCAGGGGAGCGCCAGCGGCGCGUACAAGAUCCGGCUGACGACGGGGUUCCAGCCCUCCGUCGAGGUGGUGGAGGUGCUGAGCUGUCAGCGGUAUACCGUGAGUGAGGUUGGGGAGUUGUGGUUGGGGAUGGAUCGCGGGGAACCUCGGGUGUUGUUUCCGGUGAGGUGGAUGGAGGGGAGUGGGUUGUGUCAGAUGCUUGCGCCGAAGGAAAUAAACUACAGAAUAACGGAACUCCCGCCCAAAAAUUACGAAUGGUGA
Messenger RNA from Aspergillus japonicus CBS 114.51, 1674 nucleotides. RefSeq names its product alpha-amylase. Gene Ontology annotation, biological process: carbohydrate catabolic process. Gene Ontology annotation, molecular function: calcium ion binding; alpha-amylase activity. The coding region runs from base 1 to 1674 and encodes 557 amino acids. The transcript has 2 exons. The record is from RefSeq and is a predicted model, not a curated record. Lineage: Eukaryota; Fungi; Ascomycota; Eurotiomycetes; Eurotiales; Aspergillaceae.